Messenger RNA from Scleropages formosus (Asian bonytongue), 1987 nucleotides. Its product is annotated as zona pellucida-like domain-containing protein 1. The transcript has 10 exons. NCBI's taxonomy places the organism in Eukaryota, Metazoa, Chordata, Actinopteri, Osteoglossiformes, Osteoglossidae. Bases 1 to 1233 code for a protein of 410 amino acids. The record is from RefSeq and is a predicted model, not a curated record.
AUGCUGUCUCUGUGCCUCUCUGUAAUAGCUCUGCUCCUGCAGCCAGCCUGCACUUAUCUGUACAACUGCUCCUCCGUGUACAACUGCGUCCCUGGUAACCAGGACCUGGUGGUGGACUGUGGACCCAGCACCAUCACCCUGGAAGUGAAUCUGUGCACAGCACAGUGGGCAGGCUUUGACCCCACUAGCCUGGCGCUGAACGGGGAGCACAACAACAGCCAAUGUCAGGGCACCAUUGACACGAGCCGUGACCCACCAGUGAUCCGUUUCCAGCUGCCUGUCAACCACAGUGAGGAUAACCCUUGCAGGCAGUCACUGCAGAUUGUGGAUGAGGUCCCCCAAUCAGACAUAUUCAGCUCCUUCUCUAGUAUCCAGUCUGUCAUCAUUAAUGGCUUCAUUGACACAUCCAGCUCUUCCGACGGCAUCAUCAGCUACUCUACUGAUCUCUUCUACAAGUUCUCCUGUCACUACCCACUGGAAUACUUCCUCAACAACACCCCGAUUGUAGCGUCCUCAGUGUCACUGGCCACCAGUGAUAACAAUGGCACCUUCAUCAGCACCCUCAGUAUGAGCGUAUACAACGACACAAACUACACCACCCCUCUGGUGGUUCCGGAUGCAGGGCUGCCUCUCCGCACCAAGAUCUAUGUCAAGGUGAAGGCCACAAACCUCACUGGCAACUUAUUUGUGUUGCUCGACAUGUGCUUUGCUACACCAUCCCCUUUCAACCUGUCCAACCUUGAAAGGCAUAACUUCUUUGUUGGGUGUAGAGUGGAUGAAAGGACAAUCAUGGAUCAGAAUGGAAUCUCACAGGAGUCACGCUUCAACUUCGAGGCAUUCCGCUUUGUGGAGCACCGUGACCGAAACAAGUCUAGCCUCUACCUACACUGCAUCCUGAGGCUUUGUGAGCCCAGCAAAUGCCAAGAGAUCAUGAAUAGUUGUACUAGGAAUGUCAGGAGACGGAGGGCCCUGGAGCCUUUUGGAUCAACAUCCCCGGGUUCUACUGAAGUUUCCCUUGGACCCAUCUACACUACAGAUUAUGGUUCUGUUGAUCAGCCAUCCUCCUCUGCAUUAAGCAGUUCCAGUCCGGCCCCAGGGGCAAAAACCGCUGUUGCUGAGUUGGUGGUUGGGCUGAUCUUUGCUUCUGCAGGAGGUGCCGUUCUAGCUCUGGUGGGUUGGCUUGUGCUCAGAAAGGUUUACUGUGGAGGUAGGCUGUCAAAGGCCUUCAAGUGAUCACCUCCAAAGGUCAGAGAGAGGAAGGAUCCUCUCUUUUCCACAUUAGUCUGUUCACCAUUAGUUGCACUAUAGAGUGCAAAUAUAUAAAAUAAAUUUGGCGUAUUUGUUAUAAAUUCGAACCAAGAGCUUUUUCUCUGGAAUCUUUAUAUGUUAUUGUUCCAUAAAAAUAACAGACUUACUCCUACUGCAUAGUAAUUAUAAAUGGACAUGGUAAAUCAAGAAAAGAUUAUGCUUUUAACAGUGAUGAAGUCAUAAUCGCUUGAUUUUGCUUGGUAUAUUUGUUUCUUUGCCUUAUGCCUCUGUUCAAGCUCUCUGUGUCACUGCAUGAGAAGAGUGCUCUAUAAAAAUAAAUUGAAUUGAAUUCAGUGGCGUGUCAUACACAUAUAACAUUGUUUGAUUAAGGUUUUCUAUAACUUGUUAGCCAAAAGAAAGAACACAGCUAAAAUACUGAUAUUGUGUAGUUACAUCCCCUAGUUAAAGAGGUGCUUGCUUGUUUUCUCUCACUGUACAGGAAUUGGACAAAUUCAUUAACAUCUUUGUAAAAAGGCCACAAUUGUGACUUUAAAAUGUACCCUGUUUGUCUCUGUCUACCAGAAUCGCUUAUUUUUUGAAGUGUUAUUAAUGAAAGUAACAGAAAUAUAAAUGAAGUUUCCUUAAAAGUUUUAAUGAAAAUUUUAGUAUGCACACAGGCUACAACUACUUGCCCCAAGCAUGGUUGUGGUGAACCGGAGCCUAACCUAGCAGCACAGGG